CCCUCCGCGGACGUCCAGUCGCCGGGCUGCUCCUCGCCCCGCCCCGUCAUUGUCCCCGCCGGACUCCCUUUCCGUCCCCCGUCCGUCCUCGGAGCUCUGAGAGUCGCUGGCUUCCCCCGCCGCCCCGCGUCUCUCCACCGUCGGCGGGCCAGCCUUGCGAGCAAGAUGGAGGGCUGCCUGGGGGAGGAAUCUUUUCAGAUGUGGGAGCUCAACCGGCGCCUGGAGGCCUACGUGGCGCGGGUCAAGGCGCUGGAGGAGCAGAACGAGCUGCUCGGCGCGGAGCUCGGGGGCCUCCGGGCGCAGACCGGGGACGCCUCGUGGAGGGCCCGCGCCGACGACGAGCUGGCGGCCCUGCGGGCGCUCGUCGACCUGCGCUGGCGCGAGAAGCACGCGGCCGAGGUGGCGCGCGACAACCUGGCGGAGGAGGUGGAGGGCGUGGCGGCCCGGUGCCAGCAGCAGCGGCGGGCGCGGGAGCGGGCGGCGGCCGAGGCGGCCCGCAGCCGGCGCGAGGCCGAGGCCGAGAAGGGCGCCCGGGCGCGGCUGAGCUCGCGGGCGGCGGAGCUGGAGCGGGAGCUGGAGGCCGUGUGCGCGGCGCACGAGCAGGAGCGCGCCGCCCUGAGCGCCCGGCCCCGCGCCCCCCGCCGCCCCGCCGCGCCCCGCGGGCCCCCCGCGCCGGCCCCCGAGCUGCACGAGCUGGCGCGGCGGCUGGGCGAGGCGUGGCGCGGGGCGGUGCGCGGCUACCAGGAGCGCGUGGCGCUCAUGGAGGCGUCGCUGGGCCAGGCCCGCGAGCGCCUGGGCCGCGCCGUGCAGGGCGCCCGCGAGGGCCGCCUGGAGCUGCGGCAGCUGCGGGCGGAGCGCGGCGGCCUCCGGGAGCGCCGGGCCGCGCUGGAGCACAGGUUGGAGGGCCGCUGGCAGGAGCGGCUGCGGGCCACCGAGCAGUUCCAGCUGGCUGUGGAGGCCCUGGAGCAGGAGAAGGAGAGCCUGCAGAGCCAGAUUGCCCAGGUCCUCGAAGGUCGGCAGCAGCUGGCACACCUCAAGAUGUCCCUCAGCCUGGAGGUGGCCACAUACAGGACCCUCCUAGAGGCUGAGAACUCCCGGCUGCAGACCCCCGGCAGUGGUUCCAAGGCUUCCCUCAGCUUCCAGGACCCUAAGCUGGAGCUGCAUUUCUCUGGGACGCCAGAGGGCCGGCAUCUGGGACCUUUGCUCUCUGCCCUGAGCCCUACUCCCCUCUCCUUGCCCUUGCCUGACACCCUGGAGACACCUGUGCCAGGCUUUCUGAAGAGCCAAGAAUUCCUCCCGGCCCGUACCCCAACCUUGGCCAGCACCCCCAUCCCGCCCACACUUCUGGCUCCCUGCGCUGUUACAGAUGCAGAGAUCAAAACCCAGGAUGCCCCCCUCUCCCUGCUCCAGCCGCAGCUUGGGAGGCAGUGGGCUCCAGAGGCCAUAUGGGCUAAAGCCAAGGACGCCAUCCCUACCAGCGUCCUGCCAGGACCAGAGGAACCCGGGGGUGAGCAACAAGAGGCCAGUACAGGCCAGUCCCCUGAGGAUCAUACCUCCUCAGCCCCACCCCUCAACCCUGACCGCCCUAGUUUAGAGGCCACAGGUGGAGAACCCAAUGGGUCUGGAAUGUCCAGCAGAUUCCAGGAGGAAGGUGAAGGGCAAAUUGGGGGGCUGGCAGAGAAAGAAACAGCCAUAGAGGUCAAAAUGGUGAACGGUCUGCAGCAGGAAACAUGGCAAGAAGAUGGGGGUCUGAACAUGAAGAAAGUCCAGGACUCCCAGGGUCCUUUGGAAAAAGAAACUCUGAAGUCUCUGGAAGAGGAAAUUCAAGAGCCACUGAUGUCUCUGGAAGAACAGACCCACGAGACACUGAGAUCUCUAGAGAAAGAGAAUCCAGAAUCUCUGCAGUCUUCAGAAGAAGAGAGUUUAGACACAUCAAAAGGUCUAGAAAAGGAGAAUCAAGAGCUCUUGAUGUCUUUAGAAGAAAAGAACGCAGAUGUAGUGAGACCUCAAGAAAAAGAGACUCUAGAACCACUUAAGCCUGUAGGAAAUGAGGACUCACAGACAUUGCAAUCUCUAGAAAAGGAGAAUCAAGAACUAAUGAGGUCUCUUGAAGGUACUCUAGAGACGUUUUUCCAUCCAGAGAAGGAAAGUCAAGAAUUAGUGAGGUCUCGAGAAGAGAACUUUGAGUCAAUGAGAGAUCUAGAAAAGGAGAACCAAGAGCCACUGAGAACUCUAGAAGAUGGGAAUCGAGAGAACUUGAGACUACAAGAAAGAGAGAACCAGGAGUUUCUGAACUCUCCAGAAGAUGAGAAGCACAAGAUCUUGAGAACUCUAGAAAAAGAGAACCAGGAACUACUGAGGUCUCUGGAAGAAGAGGACCAGGAGACAAUGAAGCCUCUGGAAAAAGAGAACCAAGAGCCAGUGAAGCCUCUAGAAGAUGAGAACCAGGAGACAAUGAGACCACUAGAAACAGAGAACCAGAGGUCCUUGAGAUCUUUAGAAGAAGAGGACCAGGAAACAAUGAGGCCUCUAGAAAAAGAGAACCAAGAGCCAGUGAAGUCUCUAGAAGAUGAGAACCAGGAGACAAUGAGACCACUAGAAACAGAGAACCAGAGGUCCUUGAGAUCUUUAGAAGAAGAGGGCCAGGAAACAAUGAAGCCUCUAGAAAAAGAGAACCAAGAGCCAGUGUGGUCUCUAGAAGACCAGGCAACAUUGAGACUUCUAGAAAAAGAGAACCAGAAGCCAGUGGGAUCUCUAGAUAAGAACCAGGAGACACUGAGACCUCUAGAAAUAGAGGACCAGGAGCCAGUGGGGUCUCUAGAAGAUGAGAACCAGGAGACAUUGAGACCACUAGAAAAAGAGAACCAGAGGUCCUUGAGAUCUUUAGAAGAAGAGGACCAGGAAACAAUGAAGCCUCUAGAAAAAGAGAACCAAGAACCAGUGAAGUCUCUAGAAGAUGAGAACCAGGAGACAUUGAGACCUCUAGAAAAAGAGAACCAGAGGUCUCUAGAAGAAGACGACGACCAGGAGACAACGAGGCCUCUAGAAAAAGAGAGCCAGGAGCCAGUGGAGUCUUUAGAAGAAGACCAGGCAACACCGAGACUUCUAGAAAAGGUGAAACUAGAGCCACUAAAGUCUCUUGGAAAAGACCAGGAGAUAUUUCGACCUCUUGAAAAAGAGAAUCAACAGUUAUUAAGAUUCCUAGAAGAAGAGAGUGCAGAGGUGAUGAGAUCUCCGGAAACAGAGCAUUUAGAAUCACUGCAGUCAGCAAGAGAAGACUUGGGAAUAUUGCAGUCUCUAGGCACUCAAGAGCCCCUGUGGUCUCCAGGAGAAGUGAAUCAGGAGACAUUGAGGCUCCUAGAACAGGAGAACCAGGAGUCCGGGAGAUCUCCAGGAGAGUGGGGCCUAGAAAAUUCGAGACCUCCAGAAGGGAGAGGUCAGGAAAGUCAAAGGUGCCUGAUGGAGGAAGAGACCCCGGGGCAGAUGAGGAAUCAGGAGUCCCCGGGGUCUUUGAAAGAGGAAAGGCAGGAGUCCCCGCUGUCUGCCCGACACCAGGGGAGGGAAGAGAGAGUGGCGGACCAGGAACUGGGUCAGGAAACGCCCCCCGGCGGGGCCGCAGGGGGCAAGGAAGCCGAGGCAGAGCUGGACGUGAGGGAGUGGGGUGGCCUCCCCGGCAAGUCCGCGGGGCACGGAGAGCUGCAGCUGGCGGCCGCAAGGGAGGUCUGGAGCGCAGGGGAGGGGCGCCCAGGGGGCCCUGAGCCCGAGGAGCAGAGGGUCCCGGUUGAGGGAGCCGGGGGGGAGGGAGACCCCGAGGGCUUCCAGGACCCUGAAGGGCAGCCAGAGCAAGCGGGGGGCCCGGGCCUCCGAGCUCCCCAGGGAAUGUCGGAGGGGAGAGACCUGGUGUUGGAAGGUGGAGAGGAGGCCCCAAGGGGUGGCCAGGUCUCAGAGGUCGCCUCAACGGCUGUGGGUGAGGCUGCUUUGGGCAGCCAGCAGGGACCAGAGCGCGAGGUGGUGGUGCCACCCGUGGGUGAGGAAGGUUUGGAGGCAGAGAGGAGGCAGGGCUUGGAAGAACCCCAGAAGGACCCAGAGGAGGCAGCUGCUCUGAAACCAGAGCUUUCCAGCCCGGCUGGGAGGAGCACAGACCCCCCGGAGCCUCCCAGGGGCUGGGAGGAGUCGGAGCCCGAGGCCCCCUGGGGGGCAGAGGGGGCGUUCCCUGCCGAGACCCUGGGCCGCGCUCUCAGCGGAAGUAGUGCCCCUCAGCCCGGGCCCCAGGGGCCCGAGGACGCAGGGGAAGAGGCAGUGUUCGAGCCAGCGUCGCCGCCCAAGCCGUCGGAGCCCCGGUCGCCCACCCCAAUCCCUGGAGAUGCCCCUGGGCCCCAGCCCCUGGCCGCGGGGAGCCAGGAGGCUGGCUGGGGGCUGGAGGGCCGAGCGGAGGCUCUGGGAGGGGUGGAGGGGGAGCCAGAGGAGCUGGGUUCUGAGGGGAGCCCCGAGGAUCUCCAGGAGGAGGGGGAGGAGAACCGAGAGGACAGCGAGGCUGAUGAGCUUGGGGAGACUCUUCCUGACUCCACUCCCCUGGGCCUCUAUCUCAGGUCCCCCGCCUCCCCCAAGUGGGACCUGCUUGGGGAGCAGAGGCCCCCCCCUCAAGGGGAGACCAGAAAGGAAGGCUGGGAUCCUUCUGUGCUGGCCUCUGAAGAGUGUGGGGCCCAGCCAGGGGAAGAGGAGGAGGGGGAGGAGGGGAGGAGGGAGGAGGAAUGCGGUCAGGACUCUGACUUGUCGGAGGAAUUUGAGGAUCUGGAGGCUGAGGGUUCUCUCCUUCCUGGGGUCCCCGGGGAGGCUGUGGAGCCUCCAGGCCAGAGGCCUCAGAUGCUGCUGGAGCCUGCAGCCUGGGAAGGGGAUGGGGAGUCUGAUGGGUUUGCAGAUGAGGAAGAGAGUGGGGAGGAGGGCGAGGAAGACAAAGAGGAAGAAGAGGGGAGGGAGCCAGGGGCUGGCCUGUGGGGCCCAGGGCCCUCCGUCAGCACCCUCCGCGCUCUGAGUGGCCCUCAGAGAGGGACCCUCCCGGGCUCUGAGACCGUGGAUGUCAGCGUUCCCUGGGACGACAGCUCGCGAGGCAUAGCAGCCGAUGCCGGUGAGGAGUCCCAGGACAGCACCGAGCCCGAGCCCUCGGGCUCAGAGGAAGAGUCUGACCCUGCUCCCUUGGAGAGGGAGGACCCAGUCCCUGGCCCUCUGGAGAGCCACUGUGGGAUGGGAGACGCGGGCCUGGGGGUAGGGGGCAGCCUUGGGGUCAAUGGCCGGGUCCCCAGCUUGAAGGAGGAGUUAGAGCAUGUGAAUGGGGGUGUGGUAAAUGGGCUGGAGCAGUCAGAGGGAGGAGGGCAGGGAGAGCCAGGGGGCCCCUUGGAGGACGAGGAGGAGGGGGGUGCCCUGAAGACUCCUUGGGCAGGACCUUCUCUUCACCUGGGCCCAGGCCAGUUCCUGAAGUUCGGUCAGAGGGAAGGAGACGUGGAGUCUUGGUCCUCGGGCGAGGACUAGAGCGAGACCCCUCUCCCCUCACUGAGGACUUGGUGGGGUGGGGGUGGGGGCCCCGAGCCGCCUCCCUGCUCAGAGGCAGCACCCUUAAGUUAUGAUCUCUUGACCUGUGUUUUCUGUCCCGGAGGCCUGACUUGCCAGGGCGAAACAAGGGGUGGCACAGGGAGACGCUCCAAGAACAGAGGCCCCCAGACCCUGCGAAGGGGCCACCCCGCCGGCACUGUCCCUCCAGGCUUAAGCCAGCUGAACCGCUGUAGGACUAGGCCCUUUCCUGACGCCCCCUUUCUCCCCCUCCUGCCAGUGGGGGAGGGCUCCUCCCAGCAGAGGGGGCUGUGGCAACCUUCACCGUGAUGUCCCCCUCAUCGCACCUUCUUGGGGUGUCUGGCCACCCGUGAGGGUGUGUUCCCAUGUCCUGACCCCCUGUGUUCCUGCCCCCUCGUGUCUGGCUCAUCCCUGCCUGAAUAAAGUCACGCUUCCACCUA
Leopardus geoffroyi (Geoffroy's cat) is the source of this 6005-nucleotide messenger RNA. RefSeq names its product nestin (gene NES). Gene Ontology annotation, molecular function: intermediate filament binding; CCR5 chemokine receptor binding. The transcript has 4 exons. Gene Ontology annotation, biological process: positive regulation of intermediate filament depolymerization. Bases 166 to 5526 code for a protein of 1786 amino acids. The record is from RefSeq and is a predicted model, not a curated record. NCBI's taxonomy places the organism in Eukaryota, Metazoa, Chordata, Mammalia, Carnivora, Felidae. Gene Ontology annotation, cellular component: intermediate filament.